Molecule: messenger RNA, 1582 nt
Organism: Anopheles coustani
Lineage: Eukaryota; Metazoa; Arthropoda; Insecta; Diptera; Culicidae
Gene: Ggamma30A
Product: guanine nucleotide-binding protein subunit gamma-e
Exons: 3
Coding region: 92-325 (77 amino acids)
Biological process (GO): sensory perception of taste; phospholipase C-activating G protein-coupled receptor signaling pathway
Cellular component (GO): heterotrimeric G-protein complex
Molecular function (GO): G-protein beta-subunit binding
Source: RefSeq, a predicted model, not a curated record
CUCAUCGGUUCUGCUGUGUGGUAUUGGAAGAUAGAUCACGCUUGGAGUUGUGUGUGAAGCCUAUGAGAAACAAGUGAAAUUGCAGUGACUCAUGAAGCAGUGCACGAUGGAUCCCAGUAUUCUAGCAACCAUGGACCGUGACGCACUGAAAAAGCAGAUCGAAAACAUGAAGUACCAGGCCUCGAUGGAGCGGUGGCCAUUGUCGAAGAGUAUCGCAGCCAUGCGAGAAUACGUGGAGGAGAACGAAAAGAAUGAUCCGCUGAUUCACGCACCGGACAAGAAGAAUAAUCCUUGGGCCGAGAAGGGCAAAUGUGUCAUCAUGUAAAUAGCGUCCUAUCUUCUACCAAUACUACUACUUGUUCUUCUACUACUUCUACUACCACCACCACUACUACUACUACUAGUACUUCUACCAUCACUACGCUUCUACAUCUACCAAAAACCGACUACUACUUCUUCCUCCUCACCAUCACCACAACAAAAUCACUUCUAGUAGGGCAGCCUGUUGCUUGUUCUGCUACGACAACAGCUACUAGAUCACUAUUUUCGUCCACUUUUGCUCUCGCUGGCAAAGAGAAACAGGACCAGAACUAAGCCAAUCUCAGCAGCUUCGACAGGCAGCUGCCUCGCUGCUCCCCAUUUGCCACCCACACUACCUCCUUCCCCCAGGCGGUUGGUGAAAUGUUUUAUAGAGUUUCCUUGGAACAGCUAACGCAAACCGAAUUUCUUAUCGAAUACUCACCAAAACCUUGGACCACUCGCGGCGAAACAAACCGAAAAAUCGAAAUAACCGAAAUCAAACUAAGGCGAAAGUCAAUCAAUAAGAUCACUAGAACAUCGCAAACAUAGAGUAAUCGAAGCGAAGCUGGAGCCGGCCGACCAGACGGCGUUUUACGAGUGUUUAGUAAACGAAAGAAUCUUCUAGUUAACUCUCACGAUACUCACUAUCACUAUAGAAACCAACGAGAAGAUCUGACAGUUUGAGGUCCACUAAAAGAAAAAAAAACUCUCCGUUGGAGUCUGUUUUAUUGUUGUUAAACUAUUUCGUUUGAGUGUAGUUUUUUAAUUCCCCUAUUUAAUUUGUUUCGUUUCGAAAUGGUGUACAUUUUAAAUCUGUUGGUUGUCAUGCGUGGAUUGUUUGAUUCUCCCCGAUGUCGUUUAUGGUUUAACACGCGUUUGAACUAACAAUUGCUGUAAAAAACAAGUGUGGACAGUGUUGUGAACACAAUGGAUAAGAAAACUUCAACAGACAACCGUACACUAACUCAAGCGUUUGCUUUGCAAUGGAGAGUGAAUCCUAGUCGAAAUUAUUAUAUUACCAUCUCGUUGAAAUCCUGAUUUUAUUUAACUUUGAUUUGGAAACAAGGUGUACAUUUAGUUUGAUCGGUAAAUUUGUAUGUCCACACAAGACACGCUAUAGUAAAAGACGAGGGAAGUAUGUGUGCGCCGGAGGAGGUAAACAAAAGGUGGAGGGAAAACGAAAACGAACACAUGCAACUAUGGUCUCGAAUUGUGCUAUCUGUGCAAAAUCUGAAUGAUUAAAGAUUAAAGAGCGUUAGCGUGACUGGCUAAUGGAUAUCAA